This is a messenger RNA of Papaver somniferum (opium poppy), 1534 nucleotides long. RefSeq lists its product as uncharacterized. The record is from RefSeq and is a predicted model, not a curated record. The transcript is spliced from 4 exons. NCBI's taxonomy places the organism in Eukaryota, Viridiplantae, Streptophyta, Magnoliopsida, Ranunculales, Papaveraceae. Bases 633 to 1214 code for a protein of 193 amino acids.
CAUUGGUUGAAUGUUAGAUGCAUAGACAGAUUCAGUCUGAUUGCAUCAGGAACAAGGGUAUUUCUGUAAGACCAACCUCCAUAUUUGGAUAGAUAGGAAUACCAAACUCAUUCAUGACAGGGAAAAAAAAAAAGAUGAAGUUUUUAGGCGGAGAGAGAAAGAAAGAUAUGAAUUGAUAGACGCACAUACAAAUACACCCAUCAGGAAAGACAACAAGUCUUCUCUAAAAACAUAUGAAAUACACAAACAGAUGAAAUUCUUUGGUGUUUUUCUUAAUAAUCUUCUCGUGUUGUCUAUAGAAAUGACGAUGGCCCAAAAUUUAUUAUGUUACAAAGAAAAAAAAUAAACAAACAGGAAACAAAGCAAAGAUGUUAUCUUUCCAACCAAACCCUAUGAAUAUGAUACUACUAGUAGUAGUAGGAGGAGGAAGAGCAAUAUCUCACAAAUACCCUUCUGUAACCUCCCAAAAAUUACUUUCUUUCUUCUCUCUUCAUAUCAAAGUUUCUUCUUUUCAACCCACCACAUCAUUAUUUAUUCUUCUUCUUCUUGUCUUUCCUUUUUUUCUUUUUUCAUAUCUUCGUUCUUCUCAUCUGUGAGAUCUCUGGGGUUUCUUUUGUUCAUCUGUUGUUGAGAUGUGGAAGAGGAAGAUGAAAGGGGUUUCUGUUGAAUCAUCUUCAUCUCCUUUUUCUUAUGACGAAGAAUCAAGAAAUAUGUUUAAUAAACAUCAGAGUUUGAUUCAAGAUUUCAAUGAAUUGCAAAAGGAAACUGAUGCCAUGAAGAAGAAAUUGCAUAAAGAUAAGCAGAGGAAACUAACCCUUUUGGCUGAAGUUCGUUUCUUGAGGCGAAGAUACAAAUUCUUAAUGAGAAGUCAGUCUCCAAACACACCUAGGAUAGACAGAGAUCUAAUACGAUCACAAGCUCCUGUGAGUCAUAAGGAAUCUUACCGGAUGCCCAAGCCUUCUCCAGUAUUGGAUUUGAAUCAGAUUUCGAAUGGGGAAGAUGAUGUUGGGGAUUAUCAUGUCAGUCAUCGUCUGGAACCUCCUAUGAGAAUGGAGAAAAAGCCUAAGAGGAGUUAUUCAGGACUCAGAGUAGAACAGCAACAGCAACAUCCUAGUGAUGCAAACAUGUUGGUUUGUAGGGAGGUAAUGAACGGGUCGAGUCGGCCUGGUAAGAGAAAAAUUUCGUGGCAAGAUCAAGUGGCAUUGAAGGUUUAACCUCUUUGAAGAAGUAAAAAUCUUCAAUCCCCUCUCUUUUUUGGGAAGAUCAAUACAUACCCCCUUUCUGAUCUUCUUAUGCUUUGAUUUUACAGUUUAUAUAGUGUUGUCUAUGCAUAAUAUCUCUAAAUGUUUCUGUUCUUAUUUUGUAAAGGAAAACAACGUUAUACUUUUACAAACUCUUUUGGAGUAUAGAUUAAGUUUGAGCAAGAAAACAAUAUGGCGACUGAAAAUAUCAUAUAUAGUCGGAGAAACUUUCAUAUAGGUUCCUGAUUUCUCUAGUAUUGAGUCAAUUGGUAUUUUCUCUUUCUUUCGGUGAA